CUUUGGCUUUAGAGCUGCUGCAGUGUGUGUGUGUCUCUGUGUGUGUCUCUAUGCAGCACUGCGAGAUUUAACACUCCUACAAACGGAAAAGGCACACGUUCAGGAAAACCGGGAAGCACUGCAGAUCUAUCUGUGUAUGAUAUUGCAUGGCUCGACAGUCCGAAACUGGAAUCUGGGUGGAGCUCCGCCUACCAAUCUACCGGAUAUCACAAGCAAAUUUAACUGCAUUUCCUGUCUUCCUGAGGCAUGAUAUAGGAACACAACCCAUCCUUAUGGAUAAAAUCAGACACUGCGAAAAAGAACCCUUCACAGAUCAGCUGCCUUAAGGAGAACUGUGAAAAUAACAGGUGAAGAGAAUAAUCCAGAUUGAAGCAUGAGCGCUGAGACCAGCCAGGGGGUAAUCACAACCCCUCCACCUCCCAGCAUGCCUCACAAAGAAAGAUAUUUUGACCGCAUCAAUGAAAAUGACCCUGACUACAUCCGUGAAAGAAACAUGUCUCCUGACCUCAGGCAAGACUUCAACAUGAUGGAACAAAGGAAGAGAGUAACCCAGAUACUGCAGAGUCCUGCCUUUCGGGAAGAUCUAGAAUCUCUUAUACAAGAGCAGAUGAAGAAAGGCAAUAAUCCAACCGGACUGCUUGCCUUACAGCAGAUUGCUGACUACAUAAUGGCAAGCUCUUUUGCAGGGUUUUCUUCAUCUCCUCUAAGCUCUGGACUGGUUACACCCAUCAAUGAUCUACCUGGGAUAGACACCACUGCAUUCGUUAAGGGAGAAAAACUUACUCGUUGUAAAUUAGCCAGCUUGUAUAGGCUGACAGAUUUGUUUGGAUGGGGGUACUUGGCUAAUUCAUAUAUCACAGUAAGAGUAAGCAAAGAACAUGAUCACAUACUUAUCAUUCCAAGAGGCCUUUCAUUUUCUGAAGCUUCUGCCUCCAAUUUGGUAAAAGUAAAUAUCCUAGGAGAUGUGGUUGAUCAAGGGAGCACCAAUCUAAGCAUUGACAGUGCAGGAUUCAGCCCUCAUGCAGCUAUCUACUCUAUGCGUCCUGAUGUCCGAUGUGUGAUCCACAUACAUACUCCAGCAACAGCAGCUGUUUCUUCCAUGAAGUGUGGCAUCCUUCCUAUCUCUCAGGAGGCUUUGAUUCUAGGAGACGUUGCCUAUUACAAUUAUCAAGGAUCUCUGGAUGAACAGGAAGAAAGAAUUCAGCUCCAAAAAGUUCUUGGGCCAAGCUGUAAGGUGCUGGUCUUGAGAAAUCAUGGGGUGGUAGCACUGGGAGAGACGUUAGAGGAGGCCUUCCACUACAUUUUCAAUGUGCAAAAGGCUUGUGAAUCACAGGUACAUGCCUUGGCAGCAGGCGGCGUAGACAAUCUCCUUAUCCUAGACUUGCAAAAGUAUAAACCCUACACCCACCAAGUGGCAGCUGCUGGAGGAGGAGGAGUUAAUAUGGCCUCUCAGGUCAAAUGGAAAGUUGGAGAACAAGAAUUUGAAGCACUGAUGAGGAUGCUGGACAACCUGGGUUACAGAACUGGCUAUGCUUAUCGGCAACCCUUAGUGAGGGAGAAACUCAAGCACAAGAGUGAUGUUGAGAUCCCAGCCACCGUGACUGCCUUUUCCUUUGACGAUGAUUCAGUCCCAAUUUCCCCUCUCAAAUUCCUAGCACAAAAACAGCAACGGGAGAAGACAAGAUGGCUGAAUUCUCCAAAUACAUAUUUGAAAGUGGAUGUUCCUGAAGAAUCGCGGAAUGGAGAAACAAGUCCCCGGACUAAAACCACAUGGAUAAAAGCUGAAGACUCAUCUAAGAUUAGUGGAGGAACUCCGAUCAAAAUUGAAGAUCCAAACCAAUUUGUUCCUUUGAAUACAAACCCGAGUGAUGUACUGCAAAAGAGAAAUAAGAUUCGGGAACAAAAUCGGUAUGACUUAAAAACUGCAGGGCCCCAGUCUCAGGUCCUUGCUGGUAUUGUGGUGGAUAAGAAGCCUAGUGCUCCCAUGCAGUUUGAAGAAGAUGAGCAUGCCCCUCCAGCUCCUCCCAACCCAUUCAGUCAUCUCACUGAAAAGGAGCUGGAAGAGUACAAGCGGACAAUCGAACUCAGACAACAAGGAGUGGAUGAUGCUGAUCAGGAAGUAUUCUCAGAUGAUGGGUCAUCUGUUUCCCAAAUUCACUCUCAAACUCAAUCCCCACAAAAUAUCCCUCACAAAUUAGAAGAAAAUGAUGAUUACCUACAGGAUGCUAACCUCCUUUCUCUGGAGAUUCCACUUGUGGUGAUGAAUGGAAAGGAAGAUGCACAUGAUGUGGAAGAGGAUCUUGCACAGAGAGUCAGCCAGCUAACCACUAGUACUGUAGAGAAUGUAGAGAUUACCAUCAAAACCUCUGAAAAGAUUGAGGAGGCCCUUUCCCCUGAGGGCUCCCCUUCCAAAUCACCCUCAAAGAAGAAGAAGAAAUUCCGUACUCCUUCUUUCCUGAAAAAGAACAAAAAGAAGGAGAAGGUAGAAGCCUGAGUGCAGUUCACUCAAGGGUUACAUUGCACAUUUCAGACCCACAUAUUAGUCAGCCAUUAACAUGGUCAAGUUAGGUAGGGUUAUGAAGUAAACUGGGCCUUAACCCAAGAACAGAACUGGAAAACAAAUGAAAUAGAAUCAGUUUUAUGUUAGUUAAGCAAAGAACUCAUCUCUCCAGUAUAGUAGUAUAAAUAAUUGCUAUGAGGGUUUGAAAUGCCAAAUAGUUCUACCACAAGCUAACACUGGCAGGUGUUCCAAUCUAGCACUAUAGUGAUUUCAAAGGCCCUUGUGAUAGCAAGUUACAUAUUUUUCUGGAUUAGAGAAUCUUCAGCACAGUUUCACUAAGGUAGCUGUUGAGUUAUUCAGAUAAUGUUUGUUUUUUACACUGUGUAAUUAGAUGACACUUUGUAUUAUGAUCUUGACUACAGCAUUUAUUUUACCCCUGUUGCCUCAGAGGUUGCUUCUCACCUCACCUUUUAAAGAGCAGGUCAUCUAUACUUAUGAUACACUGGCACAUAAUAACAGAGGGGGAAACCAUAAAAGGAAUUGUAUUUGGAAUUUUACAGAUUAUGUAAAGAUUGCAUUCAUCAACAAUAACUUUUGCCAAAUAUUUCAUUUUAGGUAAGAUAUAAUUUUUGAAAACUUUUUUUAUUCUAUCAGUUGGGGGGUGGGCAGGGAGAAAGCCCUUAUUUUUCAAUAAAGGGGAUUUUAUACGCUUAACAUUGAUAACUUAGUUUAACUAUGGCAAAACAGAAAAAGAAUUUUAUAUGUUGAAAUUUUUGUAUACCACUCAGUAUAAAGUAUUAUAGGCAUGUAAACCAAGCAUUUAACAAUAGAGCAUAUUUAAGGAUGCUUGGUGUAGAGUAUACUUAAAUAUAAUUCAAGAAUCCAGAAGCUCUGAUACCAGAUACUGAAAGCAUAUAAAUUUUACUGGAUUCUGGUUUAAAUCUAUCUGGGUUUUUCCCCCUCAUGGUAUUGCUGUUGAAUGAAGAAAAAUAAUCUUGUUAACAUAGGGCUGCCCAGAAGAUCAGUUCAAAGCAUGCCCCAGAUUCAUUUUAGCCUUUUGCAGGCUAGUCCUGUAGCAAGUCCAACAAAAAUCUCAAGGCAAAGUCUUGAGGACUUAUUGGGCAGAGCUGAAACUGACAAGAGGCUUCUCUACCCUUUGCCUUGAGACCCUCAGUUCCAGUUCCUACACAAGUUCCCUCUUUAGAGACAGAGUGUUGAUGUUAGGAUCACUGCAUGGCCAUGGGUUGAGGGAUUCUGCUGCUCUUCUCCUAUGGUCUCACUGACACAAACUGUACUUGAGACACUCACACGACCACAUUCCAGACGGCACUCCAAAUUGCAGUGACUCCUCUAGCUGGCAAGUGGUUGUGUUCCAGCACACAAUUUUUCCAUUUGAGUCCAAGGAAAAUGAAAUAUCCCCACAACAGAAGUGCUUCCUUGAGGGAUGAAGUCUGGCUCCAAUGCAGCAAAUUAGCAUCAAAUGCAUAUGUGUUGCACUAUAAACUGAUCAACUGGAAAGUCCCGUAACCAAAUGAAGGAGACAAAAACGAAAAAGGGAAAGUGAAAUGGAAAGAAUAAGGGGGUGGAGGUAAAGAGAAUAAUAGUUUGAUUAUUUUUCAUAAAAUAUAUGGUAUGGAUUUGGGUGUAUUUUUUAUUAAAUCAAUGGAACAAUGGUUUCAUAUAUAAAAUUAUAAAAUAAUGUAUAGGGUUUCACAUGGAGUGCCACACUUUUCCCUAUUGCUGUAAUUGAUGUUUAAUAGGAUCAUUUUACACAAGUUUUGCCUUUUCAAGAAAUCCUAGAAUCAAUUAGUCUAGCACUAGAUGCUGAUUCCACCACUUACUCCUCUUUGCUGAUAGGUUUGUUGGCUCCCCCCCCCCCCGAACUUUAAAAAGAAAACUGUAAAUACACUUUAAACAUGGAAUUUAAUCUCAGGCAUUUGAACUAGCCUUUGUAAACAAAUAGCCACAAGAGCAAAUACACCUCAAAUAUCAAUGUGAUUCCCAGAUUGCCAGUUAAAAUAUAUACCGUAUGUUGAUCGUUGAAUAUGGCUGGGGCGUGGUUUGGCAUGCAAAAACUGACUUAGCAUGUUACAGAGCUGGUUAGCUUUGACUGUGUGUGUGAGACAAUGCAGCGCUGGAGUGACUCCAGAAAUUAUAUUCUAGAUAUAUCAAGACUGGAAUCAGUGUGUUAUUUUUAAACAAAAAAUUAGUGGAAAUCUGAGUUGCUUAACUUUGUUUAUGUUCUACAUUAUUUGUGUUGUAUUACAACAUAUGUAGAAACAGUAACCUGUGAACUAUGCUUUUCAUAACUUUAAAAAAAUAUCUAAAUGAAUGCAAUGUGCAUAAAUAUUUUUUAAAAAAUGCAACCGUGAACUAUUUGCACCUUUUUCUUCCUCUUCUUUUUUGUUUUUGUUUUGCUAAUGCCUCUAUUUACUUGCUUUGACAUAAAGAAUGAGCCAGCCAACUGUGUCCUGUGGAAAAAUAUAUAAAUGUUGUUGGAAAUUGCUCAUAGAUGUAAUGCUAAUUAAUGUUAAAUCACAAAUAAACAGUAUUUUAAAUAGA
Molecule: messenger RNA, 5062 nt
Organism: Hemicordylus capensis (graceful crag lizard)
Lineage: Eukaryota; Metazoa; Chordata; Lepidosauria; Squamata; Cordylidae
Gene: ADD3
Product: adducin 3
Exons: 17
Coding region: 374-2494 (706 amino acids)
Biological process (GO): barbed-end actin filament capping
Cellular component (GO): cytoskeleton; postsynaptic density; plasma membrane
Molecular function (GO): actin filament binding
Source: RefSeq, a predicted model, not a curated record